AGGAGUCAAACUCAAACACCAUUUUAAAGACGGACGAGAAAGAAGACGGAGUAAAAGAAGGAAUAAAACUGAAAAAAUAACAGAAGACUGUACUGCAUGAAAAUCCCAGGAGGGCAGCUGUUUCUGUGAUGCUGGAACUACCACAUCUGGCACCAUCCACCUAGCACAGUCAAAGUCGCUUAGAUCACACAUCUUGCCCAUUCUAAUAGGCUAAUUUGGGUUAGAAGCCACUUGUGGUCCAGUCUGGUCUGAUGUGUUCCCAUCUCCUUAGAUAGGGGGCGCUGUUUUCAAAAAUGAGUCUCUCAGAGGAGCCAGAGACCAAAGGAGGAAACCUCAGCACUGAGAGGAAGAGGGUCCAGGUAGAAAGAGCAGGGUCACCUGUUCCCAGCUGUCUGUCUAUGAGGAGUGGAGAGUCAAUGGAUAAGGUACUCAACUUCAGAGGAGAGUUACCAGGUGAUUCAAGGGUCCAGGUAGAAAGAGCAGGGUCACCUGUUCCCAGCUGUCUGUCUAUGAGGAGUGGAGAGUCAAUGGAUAAGGUACUCAACUUCAGAGGAGAGUUACCAGGUGAUUCAAGGGUCCAGGUAGAAAGACCAGGGUCACCUGAACCCAGCUUUCUGUCUGUGAGGAGUGGAGAGUCAAUGGAUAAGGUACUCAACUUCAGAGGAGAGUUACCAGGUGAUUCAAGGGUCCAGGUAGAUAGAGCAGGGCCACCUGUACCCAGCUGUCUGUCUAUGAGGAGUGGAGAGUCAAUGGAUAACGUACUCAACUUCAGAGGAGAGUUACCAGGUGAUUCAAGGGUCCAGGUAGAAAGAGCAGGGUCAUCUGUCCCCAGCUGUGUGUCUCUGAAGAGUGAUGAUUCAAUGGAACCUCCUCUCAAGAUCAGAAGAGAGUUCACAGGUGAUCAAAGGGUCCAGAUAGAAAGAGCUGCGUCACCUGUACCCAGCUGUCUGUCUAUGAAGAGCGAUCAUUCAAUGAAUGCACCAAUCCUUUUCAGAGGAGAUGUCACAGGUAAUCAGAGGGUCCAGAUAGAAAGAGCUGCGUCACCUGUACCCAGCUGUCUGUCUAUGAAGAGCGAUCAUUCAAUGAAUGCACCAAUCCUUUUCAGAGGAGAUGUCACUGGUGAUCAGAGGGUCCAGGUAGAAAGAGCAGGGUCACCUGUACCCAGCUGUCUGUCUAUGAGGAGUGGAAAGUCAAUGGAUAAGGUACUCAACUUCAGAGGAGAGUUACCAGGUGAUUCAAGGGUCCAGCAGUCACUGGAGUCCAGCUCUUUUGAAGAAAAGAGUUCAGAGAAAUUAUCUUUCCCAAACCAGUCUCUCCUGCGCACUCUGAUGAAUCUGAAGAAGGACAAAAAGUUGAAAUUGUUUCAGAGCCAUCUGAGUCAGGAUUGCCCAGAAUGCUUUCAGAGUCUGCCUGAAGAUCCUUCUGCACUGGUUAAGUUCAUGAAGAUGAAGGAAUUGUUCAAGAGUCAUCAAAUUGCUGAUUACCCAGAAUGCACUGAGAGAGAGCAGGAGGAUCCUGAGGCCCUGUACAUAGUUGAGAAGAUGCUGGAGACCUGUGGCAGUGAGAGGUCUCUGAAGAUCACACUCCACAUCCUGAAGAACAUGAAGCAGAAGGAUCUCGCCGACUCACUGGAGAGAGAUGAGCAGCACAAUGAAUCCAUAAAAAGAGCCCAGCAGGCACUGAAAAUGAAUCUGAAGAAGAAGUUUGAAUGCAUAUUUGAAUGUUCAGCAAAGCAGGGCAACCCAACCCUGUUCAAUGAGAUCUAUACAGAGCUCUACAUCACAGAGGGGGGAAGUGGGGGGGGCAAUAAUGAACACGAGGUCAGACAGAUUGAGACAGCAUCCAAGAGACAAACCACACAGGAGACUGCAAUCCUCUGCAAUGACAUAUUUAAGCCUUUACCUGGACAAAAGAAACCCAUCAGAACUGUGCUUACAAAAGGCAUCGCUGGCAUUGGGAAAACUGUGUCUGUGCAGAAGUUCAUUCUGGACUGGGCAGAAGGAAAAGCCAAUCAGAACGUUGAUUUCAUCUUCACUCUACCUUUCCGAGAUCUGAAUUUGAAGAAGCAAAGAGCAUUCAGUCUGAUGCAACUUCUGCAGCACUACUUUCCACAACUGAAACAGAUCAAAAGUGUUGAAGGUGAUGAAGUCAAAAUCAAAAGUGUUGAAGGUGAUCAAGUCAAAGUUUUAUUUAUCUUUGAUGGUCUGGAUGAGUGUCGACUUCCUCUAAAUUUCCAAAGCAAUGAGGACUGCUGUGAUGUAACAGAGUCAUCAUCAGUGGAUGUGCUGCUGACCAACCUCAUUAAGGGAAAUCUGCUUCCCUCUGCUCUCCUCUGGAUCACCUCCCGACCAGCAGCAGCCAAUCAGGUCCCUCCUGAGUGUGUCCACCAGGUGACAGAGGUACGAGGGUUCAAUGACCCACAGAAGGAGGAGUACUUCAGAAAGAGAAUCAGAGAUCAGAACCAGGCCAGCAGAAUUAUCUCACACAUAAAGUCAUCCAGGAGUCUCUACAUCAUGUGUCACAUACCAGUCUUCUGCUGGAUUUCUUUUUGUGUUCUUGAGACAAUGUUGGGUAAAGUAUUCAAUAGAAAAAUGCCCAAAACACUGACUGAAAUGUACACACACUUCCUACUCAUUCAGACUAAUGUGAAGAAUCAGAAGUACCGUGGCACUGAUGAGACAGACCCAAAGGAGAUGUCAGCAUCAGAUACAGAAAUCAUCCUGAAACUGGGGCAGUUGGCUUUUCUACAGCUGGAAAAGGGUAAUCUGAUAUUCUAUGAAGAGGACCUGAAAGAGAGUGGCAUUGAUGUUAGUGAAGCUUCAGUGUACUCUGGGGUGUGCACAGAGGUCUUUAAAGAGGAGUGUGGGUUGUAUCAGGAGAAGGUCUACUGCUUUGUGCAUCUGAGCAUUCAGGAGUAUCUGGCUGCCUUGUUUGUGUUUCAUUCAUGUGUAAAUGAGAACAGAAAUGUACUCAGAGCAGAAGAAUCAAAACCUCACAGUGGCAGAGUGCAGUUGUCUGAGUUACUCAGGAGUGCAGUGGAUCAGGCCUUAAGAAGUAAGAAUGGACACCUGGACCUUUUCCUCCGAUUCCUUCUUGGCCUCUCUCUGGAUUCCACUGAGACUCUUUUAAGAGAACUACUGACACAGACAGGAAGCAGAUCUGAUGGAGGAAUACACAACUUUCUUUCUUUUCUUUUCACAACACUUACUUUCUUUCAAAGACUAUGGACAUGGACAGGAACCACAUCACCUGUACCAGAUCCACGGACACAGACAGAAAGCAGAUCACAGAGCACUGAAAAAACAGUCCAGUACAUUAAGAAGAGGAUCAGAGAGGAAUCUUCGGCAGAGAGGACCAUCAGUCUGUUCCACUGUCUCAAUGAACUGAAUGACAACUCUUUAGUGGAGGAAAUCCAGAAUUCCCUGAGAUCAGGAAAACUCUCUGAUAAAAAGCUGGAACCAGACCAGUGUUCAGCUCUGGCCUUUGUGUUACUGAUGUCAGAGGAGAUCCUGGAUGAGUUUGACUUGAAGACCUACAACACAUCAGCAGCAGGUCAUCAGAGACUGCUACCAGUAAUCAGGAGCUGCAGGAAGGCCAAACUGAACAGCUGUGACCUCACAGAGAAGUCCUGUGAUAUUGUGGCCUCAGCUCUCCAGUCAUCAAACUCACCUUUAACAGAUCUGGACCUCAGCUGCAAUGACCUGGGAGAUUCAGGAGUGGAGCUGCUCUGUGCUGGACUGAUGAGUCCAAACUGUAAACUACAGAGACUGGGGCUGGGUUGGUGUAAUCUCACAGAGGGCUGCUGUGAUGUUCUGGCCUCAGUCCUGCGUUCUCCUCACUCAAAGCUGAGAGAUCUGGAGCUCAGAGACAAUGAGCUGCAGGAUUCAGGAGUGAGAGCGCUCUCUGCUGGACUGGAGGACCCACACUGUAAACUGCAUAGAAUGGGGCUGUCAGGCUGUGGAGUCACACAAAGAGGCUGUGAUUCUCUGGCUUCAGCUCUGUGUUCAAACCCCUCCCAUCUGAGAGAGCUGGACCUGAGAUACAAUCACCCAGGAGACUCAGGAGUGAGAGCGCUGUCUGCUGCUAAACUGGACACACUCACACUGCUUGUGGACCAUGGAGGAGAGAACAGAACCAAACCAGGACCCAGGAAAUACGGCUGUCAGCUCACACUGGAUCCAAACACAGCGCACAGAGACCUGUCUCUGUCUGAGGGGAACAGGAGGGUGACACACACACCGGGGGGAGAGAAGCAGCCAAAUCCUGAUCAUCCAGAGAGAUUUGAUUACUGGCGCCAGGUUGUGUGCAGAGAGAGUGUGUGUGAGCGCUGUUACUGGGAGGCUGAGUUCAGUGUGUCUGAGGUGGGAGGGGUUUAUAUAGCAGUGACUGAUAAAGGAAUCAGCAGGAAAGGACGGGGUGAUGACUGUAGGUUUGGAUCGAAUAAAAACUCCUGGAGUCUGGAGUGCAUUAAACACAGUUACUCUGAUAAACUCAGAUACUCUGUCUGGCACAAUAAGAACCAAACACACAUACCUGCCCCCCCCUCCCCCUACCGCAGAGCAGGAGUGUGUGAUGAUGAUGAUGAUGCUGGUAGAGGAGUGUGUGUGUACAGGGUAGGAGUGUGUGUGGACCGUCCGGCCGGCACUCUGUCCUUCUACAGCGUCUCUGACUCUGACACACUGACCCUCCUGCACAGACUCCACACACACUUCACUCAACACACACCCCUCUGUGCUGGAUUUAGAGUGUGGGACUCCUCAGUGUCCCUCUGCCAACUGGAGUAGAGACACACACACACACACACACACACUCACACUCACACACACAUUUUCACACAUGCGCGCACACACAAACAUGCACACACGCACACACAAACAUGCAAACACAUGCGCACACACACAAACAUGCACGUGCACACACACACACGCAUACACACACACACACACGUGCGCAUACACACUCGCAUGCAUGCUCACACACACACACACACACACACACACACACACACACACUCACGUAUACACACACACACCACAUUCACAUACCCACUCACACACACACAGACCACACACACUUAUAUAUACAUACACACUCAGAUACGCAUAGACACACAGACCCACACCUACACACACACAUCCACACACAUACAUACUCUCACACACACCCUUUCUCUCUCAGUCAUGCACACACACUCACAAAUACACACACUGGUGUACACUCAUGCACACGCACUCACACACCUACGCACGCACACACUCGUGCACACACACUCACACUCUUACACACACAUACACACUCUCUCACACCCAAUCACUCACACACCCAAUCACACACAUGCACACACACACCUACACACAUGAACACACACAAUCUCUCACACACACAAACACACAUUCACCAGUGCACUCUCACACGCGCACACACAUGCAUGCAUACGUACGCACACUCAUUACCGUAUGCACACACACACACCCUCUCUCUCUCACACACACACACACUCACAUCCACACACAUUCACACAAACGCACGCACACACAUACAUGCCUGCAGAGACACAAACACGUGUCAAUACACACUUCUCAGUGUCCCUCUGCUAACUGGAGUAGAGACACACACACAUGCGCGCACACACAAACAUGCACACACAUGCAUACACACACACACGUGCGCAUACACACUCGAACACAUGCACACACACAUACACACACACACAUAUAUACACAUACACACACACACUCAAUCACACACUCACACACAUAUAUAAACACAAACACUUAUAUACACCUAGACCCUCACACACCUACACACACACGCACACACACGUGUACACACACACACACUCAUAUACACAUACACACACACACACUCAAUCACACACUCACAUAUGUAUAUACACACACACUCAUAUGCACCUAGACCCACACACACACGCACUCACACACACACGCAUGGAAACAUACAGACGCUCAUACCCGUAUGCACACACACACACACUCUUUCUCUCACUCAGUCUCUCACAUACAGUAUACAGACACACACAUUCGCAAACGCACGCGCACACACACACACACUCAUGCACUCACGCACAAACACAAACAUGUGUCAACACACACACAUUCUCAUUCCCAUACGCACGCACACACAUGUAUAAACACACACAUUCUAUUACCUAUACGCACACACACACAUACUCAUGCACACACAUGCAUACACAUACAUGCGUGCACACACCAUAUACACAUGUAUACACAAACAUUCUCAUACCCAUACAUACACACACACACACACAUAUAAACACACACAUUCUAUUACCUAUACGCACACACACAUACUCAUGCACUCACACAUGCACACACAUGCAUACACAUACAUGCGUGCACACACCAUAUACACAUGUAUACACAAACAUUCUCAUACCCAUACAUACAUACACAAACACACAUGUAUAAACACACACACAUUCACAAAGGCACUCUCACGCACACACACAUACACAUGCAUACACUCAUUCUCUUGCACGCGCACAAACUCAAAUACAGUCUCACACACAUUCACACAAACGCACGCACACACACUUUCUCUUUCCCAUACACACACGCACCUGUGUGCACACAUACUCAUGCACUCAAUCAUACUCUCACACAUGCACACACACAUACAUGCGUGCACACACACACACACAUUCUCUUACCCAUUCACACACGCAACCCGGGCACACACACACACACACACACACGCAUACUCACGCACUCACACACAUGUUCACAUCAACCGUCACUCCCACAAACGUACGCAUGCACACACACAUUCACAAAUGCACACACACAGAAACACACUCUCACCCAAUCACACACGCACACACGUCGACACACUUGCAACCUUCCUUGACCAAUGCCUUACCACUGCAAUUUCAGCUGUGCCCAGUAUUAACCUCAGUACAGCUUAAACCCUGUACAUGAGAGUAUGAUCUUUUAGCAGGUUCAGGUUAAGCACUCGCUAUUUAAAUGUGAUUUUAUUUUUUUACAUUUUAAUAAAUUUAUAUUUCAAAUGUUCAACGUGUGUUUAUGUACUUUCGAUUAUUAAAACAUUAAUAUAACAUUGAGAGUAAUAAUGCCAAAAGAUUGCAGAGUAAAAUGUUUUUGAAGUAAUAAUUCUGUCUCCUGUAUCUGCAUCUUUUUAAAAAGAAGCCAGUGGCAAACUCCUCCACUUAAAUGUGCAUUUUACUAGUUUUUACAGUUGCUUUCAUUCAUUUUCACAAGAGUUCCAAUGUGCAAAUUUCUGUGGGCAAAUGCAGCUGAUAGGGAGAAUGCAGAAUGAUCACUGCAGUGUACUUAUUUCCUUUCAUUACUGUAAACAAUGAUAGAUUGAGUUUCCUUAUUUAUUCUGUUAGGAUUGAUUUUUUUUUUUUUUUUUGUUGUUGUUGCUUUAAUUUUCUGUAUUUUCAGACAAUAAUAUACAAUGAUUAAACCUGAAUUAUAAAAAUAUCAAA
Messenger RNA from Anguilla rostrata (American eel), 7489 nucleotides. Its product is annotated as NACHT, LRR and PYD domains-containing protein 3-like. NCBI's taxonomy places the organism in Eukaryota, Metazoa, Chordata, Actinopteri, Anguilliformes, Anguillidae. Gene Ontology annotation, biological process: intracellular signal transduction. The record is from RefSeq and is a predicted model, not a curated record. The transcript is spliced from 20 exons. Gene Ontology annotation, molecular function: protein binding. Bases 294 to 4784 code for a protein of 1496 amino acids.